Rotaria sp. Silwood2 is the source of this 1020-nucleotide messenger RNA. The record is from the annotation of a GenBank genome assembly. NCBI's taxonomy places the organism in Eukaryota, Metazoa, Rotifera, Eurotatoria, Philodinida, Philodinidae.
AUGAGAAAGCGGACACCUGCUGGAAUUGCUGCUGCUGAAAUAGAUGACAUGACGAUUCAUUCAUUUUUGGGCGAACAACGUAAUUUUGGAGAGCCACAAACCAUCAAACCAGGUGAUGCAAAACUCGAGAAAGAAUGGAGAUCUAUCGAGUAUCUCUUAAUUGCUGAGAUGAGUAUGGUUGGUUUAACUUUACUUGCAAAACAUUCUGAUCCUCAAGUUUCAUUUGGUGGUGUGACCAUUAUUUUCUUUGGUGACUAUUUGCAAUAUCGAUCUGUAUAUGAUGCACUAGUGCACACUGAUCUCACAUUAGCACCUAAAACUAAACCGCGCAAACGACCCACAGAAAAAGAAAUUCAACAACGUGUUGUACGAUCUUUAAUUCUUCAAAGUAAUUGUGUGACGAAGCAUUUACCAGGUUUGUUACCAUUUGUACCAGGAAUGCCUGUUAUUUUAACACAAAACAUUGCUAUUAAACUGGGUCUUAUCAAUGGCAUUAACGGAAUCUUUCGACAACUUGUGUACCAGUCAGAUUCUGUGUCAACAAAUAGUCUAUCGGAAGCAUUUCCGAGUGGCACGCGAUAUGUUCAUCGGCCUGUAUAUGCAUUAAUUGAAAUUACAAAAGCGAAGAUCGGAUGCAAUCUUGAAGCACUUCACCCAAAACUUGUUCCCGUACUGUUAAUGGAGCAGAUAUUUCGCGUUGACAUUGGUGAUAUUCUUCCAAAUGAUAGGAAACAAAAAUUAAAUCAAACGGCAAUCUUGUCAAUCAAACGACGUGCAUUACCACUUGUUUCUGCUUAUUUAAUUACGACACAUAAGAGUCAAGGUCAAAGUUUGAAUAAAGUCGUCAUUGACCUGAGGCUACCAAAUGAAACUGAUGACAUUGCAGCAAUUUAUGUACCAUUAUCGCGUGUAAAACGCUUAAUUGAUUUAGUUAUCUUACGGCAUUUCGAUUACAAGGUUUUGCUAAUCAAGCUGAAUCAAUCUCAACUCGCCGAAAUGGAAAGACCUGAUAAACUCUAG